AUGAAACUCCUUGUGCUGGCUGUUCUGCUUACAGUGGGCGCUGGUGAGAGCGGCAUCAGCCCGCGGGCAGUGUGGCAGUUCCGCAGCAUGAUCCAGUGCAUGAUCCCCAACAGCAAACCCUAUUUGGAAUACAAUGACUACGGCUGUUACUGUGGCCUGGGUGGAUCUGGCACUCCUGUGGAUGAACUGGAUGCGUGCUGCCAGGUACACGACAAUUGCUACACUAAGGCCAAGGAACCGAGCAGCUGUAGAUUCCUCGUGGACAACCCCUACACUGAAAGCUACAAAUUCUCAUGCUCUGGCACUGAGGUCACCUGCAGCGACAAAAACAACGCCUGUGAGGCCUUUAUCUGUAACUGUGACCGAAGUGCUGCCAUCUGCUUUUCAAAGGCCCCAUACAACCUGGAGAACAAGAACCUGGACAGUAAGAGGUGUAAAGCCUAA
Molecule: messenger RNA, 444 nt
Organism: Equus quagga
Lineage: Eukaryota; Metazoa; Chordata; Mammalia; Perissodactyla; Equidae
Product: phospholipase A2-like
Exons: 1
Coding region: 1-444 (147 amino acids)
Biological process (GO): arachidonate secretion; fatty acid biosynthetic process; positive regulation of fibroblast proliferation
Molecular function (GO): calcium ion binding; phospholipid binding; signaling receptor binding
Source: RefSeq, a predicted model, not a curated record